Molecule: messenger RNA, 2745 nt
Organism: Prionailurus viverrinus (fishing cat)
Lineage: Eukaryota; Metazoa; Chordata; Mammalia; Carnivora; Felidae
Exons: 4
Coding region: 357-965 (202 amino acids)
Source: RefSeq, a predicted model, not a curated record
GUUGGCGAAAUACAACCAGAAACACAAUCUGCUAGCCGGGCACACCUCUCCACGAAGGUGGAAGAGAAAGAGAACAGUUUUAUUAUCAAAUGAGUGUGCAGCUUGCGUCACGGGCCAUCCGCCAAGGGCUGCCAAAGACAGAAGAAAAUGCACCCUUUUCCGGAGCCGAGGAAACACCCCCAUCACCACGUUCUUCAGCUCGCGUAGACACUUCUCAGCAGAUCUGCCCACCGGAAACCCCCGAGCGGAGAAGCCAGCGGCCGCAGCGCUCCAGCAGCGGCCACGAGCCCCCCUAGCCGUGGCCCUGAGCGCCGGGACUGCUCAGAUCACAGGAAACCGCUCAUCCUGAAGGGUCGAUGAGGCUGACGUUUUCCUCCGAAAUCCCGGUGACUAAUGUGGCAGGGAGAGAAUGUCAUGGAAUAUUCAGCCAGAACCUUCUUUCGAAGGACCUGAAGGGUUUCAUCACCAACACUCGGCACUGCCGGGAAAGACGCUCUCCCUCCCGCCCCCAGGCUGGACACCUCGGGGACGCCGCCCAUGAGGGACGAAGGUGUAGCAGGAGAAGCCGAAAGACGACGAGGGGUCGGCUGUGCCAGAGGCCGGCCCCAGGGGCCGCGGAGACCCGAGUCCGACACUCACAGACCCUGCACGCCCGUCAGGAGGCCGCCUCUGUGCUCAGCCCGCGGACGAGGAAAACGGACACACGGAGGACAGCGUGCUGGCCGCACCCCCGGGUGGACCCAGGUCUCCCCGACUCCAGGCCUGGAGGCGGCCCCGUGGCUUAUGGGGUCUUCUGCGCAAGCUCCUCCUGCCGCUGUUCCUCGCCCUGGUGGCAGCAGGACUCGAGCUGGGGGAUCCCGGCCCCCAGUGCCCCCAGCCUUUGGGAGAUGCAACCAGAGCCCUGGCGGUUUUGGUCAGAGGGCCCCAGUGGAGGGUUGUCCCCCGAGUCAGGAAACGCCCAGUGAACAAACGAAUGAGGGGAUGAACAGAUGUGGGCCCACUGGCCCCUGGACAUAAGAGUCUCAGCCACGGGGGCCACUGUCUCCUUUAUUGAGAGGCUCGGGGGCUUUGUUCUUGCCGAUUAGGUCACGGGGGCGGGGGCGGGGCGCUUGAGCCGUCGGUGGGGUUUUGCAUCACUGCUGACCAGUCACACCGGACACUGUUCUCUGAGACCGGCUUCGGGAGCUCCAGUGUGACGUGGCCAGGAGCUGACUCCACGGGGCUGGACGGCACGGGGAGGGGGGCCCGGCUGCGCGGCUGCGUCUCUACCUGCACGAAGUGCGCACACGGGAAGGCGGGGUCCUUGAGAGCCGGACAGACUUGGGGCUGCGCACGGACCCCGCCCCCGCUGCGACUCAGAGGCUGCGGGGUGGUGGGGGGAGGGUCCCCACCUGCGUUGACUCCGCCCCCAUCCCGGGGAACCGUCCCUUCUGUCCAUCCUGGACACGCGGACUCCGCUGGGCACGCGGAGACGGUCGCGUGAGUCCCGGCUGAGAGGGAGGAACGGCCCCACCCAUUUGUCAGGCGGCUGAGCCGGGGCACGAGGACCCGUGCCCGAGGCGCGAAGCGCCAGCGAGGGUCCGGGCCCUCGUCCCGACGCCCACCGCCAGGGCCCAGCCGCCCUGCUCACCCGCCCAGAGCAGACGCUGUGUGCCAGGUCUGGGCUGGCCUCGGCCCCUGCGUGGGUGGCCCCUGGGUCACGGGGCUGGCUGUGGGCUGACCUCCUCCCCCUGCCCCCCCCCCCCCCAGCUGUCCCUGGUGAACGGAGAAGGACCCCGUGGGGUUUAAGCAGGACACGGUUCCUAGCGGGGCGCCCAUUGACAUCCUCCCAUCCACCUUGUCAUUUUCGUGGGUGGGACAUCGAGCCCUGGUCACCCAGGACAGGGACCAGGCCUCCUGAGUCCCGAGUCAGGGCUGUUCCCAGCCGUCCGCCAGCCCGACAGUCUCCCUUCAGGCCAAAUAUGCUCCUGAGCCCAGGGAGAACCUGGGCUUUUAAAAAGCCUGUACCUCUCUUUCCAGGCCCUUCUGCCACUGUCUCCUUUGGUUCGGGGGACCUUCUAGGGCCAAGGUCGGGACCAGGCCACCCUGCCUGGAGACCGGCUCUUCCAGACCAAGGAGGCACCUGCCCCUCUGGGUCCCCGGAGCCGGGGCUGCUGCCGGCUGGCUGUGACGGAUGACGCUGGCCGGCGGGCUGGCUGUACUCACGACUCCCCGUCCUCACCUGUGGCCGAGUCCCCAGAACUGGUGUCUCUCUGGGACCCGGCCAGCUGCCCUCCACUCCAGGGAGCCGACCCCGAAGCAGCUCAGAGCUGGGCAGCGGGAGCUCACCCGCACAGCGGACAAGAGCCCGCGGGGACAUCCCUGGCCUGGCCUGGGGCGGGGGGUGUGGAGACAAGACUCCGCCGACCUGGCCUUGCCUCCGCCAAGCCAAGAGGACUUCCAGGGCAGCCCCCCAGCAGCUGGCAUCCCUGUGGAGCCCGCUGCUUUGGUGAGGAGGCAGGAGAGGAGGGGGAGGCCCGGUCCGGCCGAUGCCCGGCACCCCGACCCCCGGGUGGUCAGUGGGGACACAGGGAAGCUUCCUGGGAGUCGCCCUUGGAGGGGGGCCGUCUGGCUGCCUGCUGUACCAGAGGAGGGUAGGGGUCCUCUCCUCGCUCCCCGGGGGCGCCAGGACCUCUGCCGGCCUCUUCCACCCCUCCCCAACCCCUGCCAGAGGCACUGCCGCCCCCAACGCCCGCCUGGCCCGAC